Oreochromis aureus is the source of this 3614-nucleotide messenger RNA. Its product is annotated as clusterin-like protein 1. The transcript has 11 exons. The record is from RefSeq and is a predicted model, not a curated record. Lineage: Eukaryota; Metazoa; Chordata; Actinopteri; Cichliformes; Cichlidae. Bases 1911 to 3308 code for a protein of 465 amino acids.
GUUAGGGUUAGGGAUAAGGUUAGGUUUAGGGCUGGAAUACAUGGCUGGAAGGUCUAUUACCGCGGGACCGUCAUUCCACUGGAAUUCAUCCAUAACCCGCCGCGUACCAUCAGAACGCGGCAGGUCACCUUUCGCGUUCCUCACGAACGCCGCGGGACGUGACAAAACGUCGGUAUGCUACGCCCUGGGAGUGUGCUGCACAGCCUUUCAAAGCAGUGACGGUCCCCGGCCCUCCUGCUGAGCCUCCUCCUGUGGGGACAGAGGAGGUGCGGACUGCUUUCAGCACUACAGACCGCGAGACGUCGCCCGACGCUGCAGUAAUCCAGCCGGAGAUGAGAUUAGGUUACAGGGGGUUGAUAUCAAUCUCGUCCCCCGGGUUAAAAUCUGGUACCCAUUAGAGAUAAUUUCAAAGGUUGGGGAAGGUGGAGGGGAGCACCGCGACAUUUCUGCCCAGUUUCUGUUUUGCGUAUUUAGGCUCAUAUCUCAUGUCCUUCAAGGAUUUAAAAAAUAAUUUUAAUAUCAGCCUCCCUGCGGUAAUAGAUUAAACAUGCUGUUUGGGGAUGUGUUAUCAUCUGAUUUAUCACGGCAGCCCCACAUUCCUGCAAAACACUGCAGAGUAUUUUCCAUUGCUUCCACAGAACAGGAGAGAAUCCUGCAGGAAAAAAUAGCAGGCAUACAAAAACUAAAAUCAAAAACUUACAGAUUCAAGAAAAAGUCUUAUGGCUGCUUGAGAGCUGUACUUCAAAGGUAGAAAAAAGUUUGCAUGACCCAGUUGUAUGGAUAAAUUAGUGAAAAACUAUAAAUAUGCAUUUUUAUUGCCAUGAUGUCUAAAUGAGCUUUGUUUGAUAAAGCACAAUAACACCCUCAUGACAAAAUGGCUAUAUAGAUGGUUGUACUUCCUCUAGAAAUAACUUUUUUUGCUGAGAAGUGUCCGCUGUUUAUCCAAAUUAGACUGUAAGGUUCACUGGGGGCCAUUUUUCUUUAACUCUUCCAGGUGUUGUGAUAAUUCCUGGACACUUCCUGUAUCCACAGUCUUCAGAUCACUGAUCAAACACAGAGCUCCAGCUGCAUCCUCCCAGACUAACAAGGAACAUCAAAGAAAUGAGACAGGCCCACUCUUGCGUCUUCACAGUCCAGCUCCAGGUGUGCGGCUGGAAUUUUCCAUCAGGAUCUUGAGUCUACCUGGUAUCGCCCCUGGGCAGGGACAUCUUCUCCUUUGCAGUUCUACACACUUGGAGCUGAUUGCAGGCAAUCAAGCCAGAGUGAUUUAAGCCUCACGCUGACGUUCAGUCACUGCCGGUUUGUCAUCAACUCAUGUUGGUAACCAGCUUACAUGUUUCAGGCUCUCCUUGUGAUUUACUCUGCUAACCUUGUUUUCUUGUGCCACAGUUCCUGGACUCACCUUGACUCAAACCUCAAGCUUAAGCUCCUCUUUUGGACUCAGGAUACCUUACCCAAUCUUGGAAAUCACUCUGUGCCUCACCUGCCUGCCCUUCCGCUAUCACGCCAUCAGGAACCUUCAGAUCUCAGGUCAGCCAUCCCACACCGUCACUCCACCUGCAAUAUGACUGCUAAACUGCUACGUUCCAGUGUACAUCAGUUCCCCCCUCUCAAUCCACGUCAAGCUAGCCAUGUAAACGAGGCCUCGCCACGUCAAGUCCUGUGUUUUAGUGCCUCUGUCCUUAUCACAUUUUGAGGUUAACCAAUAAACAUCAUAAAACGUUCUGCUGUCUCUGCUCUGGGUUCCUACACUUGAGUCCAGUUUUUGUACCAAGCUUCCGGUCUUAUGACACACUAUUUUUAAGUAUGAUGACUUCCAGGAUCAGUGCACUAGUUUCCAGUUUUCUCUGUGUGGAUGGAAGACAGAUCGGUAAUGAACUAAAGGAAACGUCUGAAUACCUUGAGGCAGGAUGUGGAGGUUUCUUGCUCAGAUUCUCUUCAUCGCUGAAGUCAUGCUCUGUGCCGCCGACUCUCCUCCGAUCAGCGAGGAAACACUGAAAAGGCUUUCCGCAGCUGGAGAGCAGUAUGUUGAUGAGGAACUAAAGGGAACUUUGCUCGGAGUGAAGCAGGUGAAGGAAAUGAUGGAGAAGAAAGAAGAGAAGCACAGGCACCUGAUGGAUGCACUGAGGCACAGCAGUGAUAAGAAGAAGGGGGUGAUGCAGCUGGCCAAAGAAACACAGCAAAAACUCGAGGAAGCCGAACAACAAUGUCAAGAUUUAACCAAAUCUUCCUUUGGGGAGUGCCGACCAUGUUUGGAAGAUUCUUGUAAGGCCUUCUAUACAUCUACGUGUCGCCGCGGCUUCGCCUCUUUCUCGUUCAAGGUAGACGAGUUUUUCAGGAAAAUGGCCACUAAGUUAGAAGAUGCCGAGCAGGUCCACAAUAAAAAUGAGGAGAAUUCAGGUGGAAGUGUCGCAGCUGAAAACCAGGUCACAGAGGACAAAUCCAAUAUGGAGCUGCUGCAGGCUGAAGCAUCAUUCAGCGAGCUGUUGUCAAACAUCAGCCUUUUGUACAACCAGAGCAUUGGUCUGGCCAAGAAGAUGCAACCUGUGUUUGGUCACGCCUUUCUAGAAACCUUCGCUACUGAGCUCCAAUCCAGCACGCUUUCGACCAGAGGGUCAAGCUCUGGCUUCCUUGGGUCGGUGGGUUUGGAGCACGUUCUUCACUCAGUGCUUGACUUUGGGAAGAGCAUGGUGGGAGGCUUCAGUGCCCCAGUGGCUGAUUUGUUUGAGGAGAUAAAAGAAGCUGAAGAGUACGUUCAGCAAUCAAGUCGAGAUACAGGCUCGUUUUCUGCAAUGGGACCACUGCAGAGCGGAUAUAUGUGCAGGAGACUCCGCAGACAAGCAUCAGAGUGCUGGAAGCUUCAAGACCUGUGUGAGACGUGCAGGGAUUAUCUGUUAAACGCAUGCCCCAGCGUGCAGCAGUUGCACUCUGAGAUGGAGGAGAUGUACAUGCUGCUGAACGCCUCCCUUCAGCAGUAUGACGGCAGGCUGCAGCUGGUCCACAGACACACGGCAGACACUCAGAUGUGGCUCAGCAGCAUGCAUGACAAGUAUGGCUGGGUCAGCCAGCUGUCCAACAGCACAGUGGACCCACACAGCAUCUUCAGUGUGAUAUUGGUGAGUCCACAGCAACAGAUAAAGAAUAACAAGCCUAAAGCAGACAGCAGUGUCACUGUCUCCGUAAUGGAUUCAGCCCCAGUAACCAUACUGGUCCCAGCAGAUCUGGAGGUGGAUGACCCUGCUUUCAUCCAAAAUGUUGCUCAAGAGGCUCUGACACUAUAUAAACGGCAGAUAAAAGGAAUGGAGUAAUGUGAUCAUACCACCAUGGGAACAGUUUCUUUAUGCAGAGUGAAGAGUCCAGGACAUUCAGGUUUUCUCAUGCACAAUUAAGCUGAUCUGUAUAAUACUUGAAAAUGCACCGCAUAGACCUCUAAAUCUUUAUAUGCACAGUUUAUGUUGUUCUUGUUCAUGUAUUUGGAUGCUUAGAUUUUUAAACGUCUACGCAAUAAAACAAUGUACACUCCUCAAACCUCUAUUUUGUUUGUUAUUUAUGUCACGAGUACUUUUGAAUUUAGUUUUUGAAUCAGUAGUACUUCGUAGUAUGUUUUGUUUACA